AUGCUGGAUGAAUAAGAAGAGUUAGAGAUGAAACUACCGAAAUUCAAUCAGAAGAACAACUUCAAUAGAGGUAAUGCAGAUGACGAGAAUCAGUCUUACUAGCCUAAGUUUGAAAAGUAGCAGCAGCAUUAGCAAUAAAUUUAGCAAUCAAAUCUUGCUGUUGAAAGGUAAACACAUAUGAAUAUAAUGAUGGGAAACUCCAGAUCAUCUUAAAUGGAUCAAUCAAAUAAAUCGAGUUAACAAAUACACCAUGAUUUUAAGGAAGAUCAUAAUGUAGCUUAGUUUGAUCAGAAAAUUACUGCAAAAUUUGGAGAGCAAAUGCUUAACUCAAUAAGUAAAGUUGUCUAAGAAAAAACUAAGAACCCCCAUAAUGAAGAUUCUAGCACUAUAACCAAUGGCUUGUAUAACUCAUUUGAUGCUCCAGAGAGACUUUACCAAGUCAAACGCAUCUUCAAUGAAAAUGUUGCUCUUAAAAAAAAAUUUGUUCAAAAAACUAAAUUCACUUCAUUUGAGAAAAUCAGUGAUAAUUUGCAUUAACUACCAAAUUUCUAUCUUAAUAGAGAAAGAGUCAGCAAAUUUCUUGAUAUUCAUAAAAAUGAGGUAACGCCUAUAAAGAAUGAUUGGCAAGACAAAAAAAUUAUUCCUCUACUAGCCAAUGGUUUAGAUGCAGUUUUGAAAACACCAGGCAUUUAUCCUGUAGACAGUAUCAAUUAAGCUGAAAAAGGAAGACUUGGAAACUUCUUUACAAAAUUGCCCUAAUAUUCAUAAAUUAAUGAAGAUGCAAUUGCUCCUUACUAUCCUCCUGGCUAAGAUAAAAAUCUUUAAAGACUUUGUUACAAUAUGGGAUGUCGCUAUCUCAUGUCAACCUCCACAAUCUCAUCAGUACUCUCACAUAUUUACUUCUGCAUAUCCAACUUCAAAUCCCCUCAUUUCAAUAAUCUUACAGAAUCAUAUGAUAGAGAACCAUUGAAGUUUAUGAUUUCACAAAGAAAACCAAACACUGUCUUUUUGACUAAAGUAGAUAAGCAAAAGCGAAUCUAUUCAGUUGAUGGUGAUUCGGGGUUCAUUGAGCCCUCUAAUGUUGUCCUUCUAAAGAUGGGUAAAUACAUGGAAAAGAUGCUGACUGUUGAUCAUCAAACAUUCAGAGAUCAUUACAUAUUGGAUUCAAGAACAAACAAACCAAAUAAGGAAGUAGGUAAAAAUCAGUCACUGUUAGACCCAGAUUACUUCAAGUAUAUGAAAUCAGGUGGACUGUUUUUAAGAUCUUAGAUUGAUUGCCAAGGAAUUGAUAAGGAUGGUAAUGAAGUUGUAUUCGAGUUAAAAACCAGAGCUACUAGCGUUCUCAGAUAUGAAAUAGGAAACUAUUUAGACUUUUUGGAUUAUGAGAUUAUAAAAUAUAAGGGAAGAGCUUAGAGUUAUGAGAGAGAAUUCUAUGAUCUAGUAAGAGGAGGUUUCUUGAAAUAUAUUAUGCAGUGUAAAAUUGGCUAGAUGUCUGGUGCUAUGGUUGCUUAUCAUAACACCUAGAAGAUCUUUGGGUUCGAAUAUAUCAGCCUUUAAGAUAUGGAAAAAAGAGUUUUUGGUUGUUCUGAAUUCUCAGACGAAGUAUUUAAGAACUCCCUAGGUCUUGUUGAAAGAAUAUUCGAUUUUAUAUUGGAAGACUAGGAUGGCAUAGAUUCAGUUAGAUCAGAUUCGACAAAAGGAUCUUAGCAAAAUAAGAUCUUCAAGGUUGGUUUCUAUGCUAAUGAGCAGGAAAGACUAUUAAAUAUUAUGGUUGAGGUCUUUGACGAUGACUCUUUCUAUCAAGAGAGAUUUAGAAGUGUACUACCAGAGUAUAUGACAGAUCCUAUCGAUUAUUAUAUCUCACAUAAAAUUAAGCCAUAAGUAUACAAAUAUACAGUGGGGAUUUAUCCAGUACUGAAUGGAGUAUUCAUUGAUCAUUCACCAAUCCUGUUUGAGGCCGGUGACAGUUUACAAGUUAAAUAUCAAAUUCAAAAAGCUGGUAGAGUGGAAUUCAAUGAGUACAUGAAGUUCUUACACGAGGCUUACAAGUGUGAUACUAUCAAUAUAGAUAAUGAAUACGCAGGUACUUGGAGUUUUAUUGUAUGA
Messenger RNA from Stylonychia lemnae, 2106 nucleotides. The record is from the annotation of a GenBank genome assembly. NCBI's taxonomy places the organism in Eukaryota, Ciliophora, Spirotrichea, Sporadotrichida, Oxytrichidae.